AUGCGCCUCUACGCACUCUACGUCUUCGCCGUAUCCAAGGAUAUUCCAUACGAUGACAUCUUCAUCCUCCUCCUCUCCCAGAUCGAAGUAAACGUAGCCAUGAUCUCCGCGUCCGCGCCUGCCUACCGACCCCUCUUCAACAAGGUCUUCUCUUCAUCUUCUUCGUCCCCCUACGUUCGACCCGCCAGCGACUAUCCCACAAUGGAGUUGUUCUCGGUGCUAUCGACGGGAAAGAGGGCGAGCAAAACUCAUGUAAGAAACACGAGCGAAGAGAGUAUUUUGGGUGAGGAGGGCAUAAGGAAGACGAUUGAUGUCAGAGUCAUUGAAGAAGAGGAAAAAGAGAGACAGGAUGGGGAAGACAGCAAUGAUCCAGCGUAUUGGCGAGGUGCAUGA
Molecule: messenger RNA, 393 nt
Organism: Alternaria hordeiaustralica
Lineage: Eukaryota; Fungi; Ascomycota; Dothideomycetes; Pleosporales; Pleosporaceae
Exons: 3
Coding region: 1-393 (130 amino acids)
Source: RefSeq, a predicted model, not a curated record